UAGGAGGUUGAUGAUAUAAGAAAGAAGUAGGUGGCACAAAAAACAUGUGAAGACUGAUGAGCCGUAGGAUGUGUAGUAGAUAAGGAGACUAACUAUAUUACAGGAAAUCAAGUCAAAGUUACAAUAAUAACUGCAAUGCGUCUUACAUGUGUUGCUUGUCAUAUUAUUAACCUAACAACUUUUUUCGUUAGACAUGAACAAAUAUAUAUAGUACGCAACAAUUUUAAAAUAAAAUCCACACAAAAAAACAUACUUCAGUUCAGUAAAAGAAUAUUACUAUUACUAAGCAUCAUGUUGUCGGUCAGCACAAGCCGUGGCCAUCUCCUAUAUAAGCUCUGUUCAUCUUCUUCUCCACAUAACAGCCAUUCCCUCCUCUCUUCUUCCAAUCACAAAGAUUCAAUGGCUCCCUGCAUCGACACUUUCAGAACAUGUAAACCCCAGCUUUCUCAUGAAGACAACUCUCGGUUCUGUUACAUGAAUCUCUUCCGACCCGUUCAUCUCCCUUCACGAGCACCCAUCACUAACUCCCUGGACGGUGGUGAUGUCUGGCUCAAGAUGCUUGAAGAAGCCAAAUCCGACGUUGAGCAAGAACCCAUUUUGUCAAGCUACUAUCACGCUUCCAUUACAUCGCAUCCAUCGUUAGGUUCCGCUUUGGCGAACAUUCUCUCGGUAAAGCUCAGCACUUUAACCUUACCAAGCAACACCCUUUUCGAGAUGUUCAUCAGCGUUUUAGAAGAAAGCCCAGAGAUGGUGGAGUCGGUGAAGCAAGACCUAGUAGCAGCAAAGGAAAGAGACCCAGCUUGCUUAAGCUACGUCCAUUGCUUCCUAAGCUUCAAAGGCUUUCUCGCUUGUCAAGCUCAUCGUAUCGCUCACAAGCUCUGGUCCCAAGACAGAAAGAUCCUUGCUUUACUCAUCCAAAACAGAGUAUCCGAAGCUUUCGCCGUCGACAUCCAUCCGGGAGCCAAGAUCGGAAAAGGGAUUCUGUUAGACCACGCAACGGCCGUGGUGAUCGGAGAAACGGCGGUGGUUGGAGACAACGUUUCGAUUCUCCACGGCGUGACGCUGGGAGGAACAGGGAAACAGUGCGGCGAUAGGCACCCCAAGAUCGGGGAUGGGGUCUUGAUCGGAGCAGGGACUUGUAUACUAGGGAAUAUAACAAUCGGAGAGGGAGCUAAGAUUGGAUCGGGGUCGGUGGUGCUUAAGGACGUGCCGCCGCGAACAACGGCGGUUGGAAACCCGGCGAGACCGAUAGGUGGGAAAGAGAAUCGGAGAAUGGUUGAUAAGGUUCCAGGUUUGAGUAUGGACCAGACUUCGUAUUUGACCGAGUGGUCUGAUUAUGUCAUCUAAACCAACUGUAGUUAUUCCCGGUUGAUCUGAUUUUAUAAGUACUCUUUAACCAAAAUUUUGUAUAUAGCUCAACUGUUUGUUGGUGUUCAGUUACGAUGAUCCGAGAGUAAUAAUAUGAACUAGAUUUUGAUUCGAUUUA
This is a messenger RNA of Brassica napus (rape), 1486 nucleotides long. RefSeq names its product serine acetyltransferase 1, chloroplastic-like. Lineage: Eukaryota; Viridiplantae; Streptophyta; Magnoliopsida; Brassicales; Brassicaceae. The coding region runs from base 136 to 1347 and encodes 403 amino acids. Gene Ontology annotation, molecular function: L-serine O-acetyltransferase activity. Gene Ontology annotation, cellular component: cytoplasm; cytosol. The transcript has 2 exons. The record is from RefSeq and is a predicted model, not a curated record.